CUUCAGCCCGACAUUGUCACCUCCUCUUUGAGGGGUUAGAAGAAGCUGAGAUCUCCCGACAGAGCUGGAAAUGCACUGCACUUUGACUAUGGAAACAGAGGCUAUUGAUGGCUAUAUGACGUGUGACAAUGAGCUUUCACCUGAAAGGGAGCACUCCAGUAUGGCAAUUGACCUCACCUCAAGCACACCCAAUGGACAGCACGCCUCACCAGGUCACAUGACAAGCACAAAUUCAGUAAAGCUAGAAAUGCAGAGUGAUGAAGAGUGUGACAGGAAACCCCUGAGCCGUGAAGAUGAGAUCAGGGGCCAUGAUGAAGGUAGCGGCCUAGAAGAACCCCUAAUUGAGAGCAGCGAGGUGGCUGACAACAGGAAAGUCCAGGAGCUUCAAGGCGAGGGAGGAAUCCGGCUUCCGAAUGGUAAACUGAAAUGUGACGUCUGUGGCAUGGUUUGCAUUGGGCCCAAUGUGCUUAUGGUACAUAAAAGGAGUCACACUGGUGAACGUCCCUUCCACUGUAACCAGUGUGGAGCUUCUUUCACUCAGAAGGGCAACCUUUUGAGACACAUAAAGUUACACUCUGGAGAGAAGCCGUUCAAAUGUCCUUUUUGUAGCUAUGCCUGUAGAAGAAGGGACGCCCUCACAGGACACCUCAGGACCCACUCUGGUGGCACAUCCAGCUUUGUAUCUUUUAAAAUGUUUAAGAAAUUAUCAGAUUGCAUUUUUGUAUGGUUUUGCAUAGUACCUCCUAUGGAAGAUUGUAAGGAACAAGAGCCUAUCAUGGACAACAAUAUUUCUCUGGUGCCUUUUGAGAGACCUGCUGUCAUAGAGAAGCUCACAGGGAAUAUGGGAAAACGUAAAAGCUCCACUCCACAAAAGUUUGUGGGGGAAAAGCUCAUGCGAUUCAGCUACCCAGACAUUCACUUUGAUAUGAACUUAACAUAUGAGAAGGAGGCUGAGCUAAUGCAGUCUCAUAUGAUGGACCAAGCCAUCAACAAUGCAAUCACCUACCUUGGAGCUGAGGCCCUUCACCCACUGAUGCAGCACCCGCCAAGCACAAUCGCUGAGGUGGCCCCAGUUAUAAGCUCAGCUUAUUCUCAGGUCUAUCAUCCAAAUAGGAUAGAAAGACCCAUUAGCAGGGAAACCUCCGAUAGUCAUGAAAACAACAUGGAUGGUCCUCUCUCUCUCAUCAGACCAAAGAGUCGACCCCAGGAAAGAGAGGCCUCGCCCAGCAAUAGCUGCCUGGAUUCUACUGACUCAGAAAGCAGCCAUGAUGACCACCAGUCCUACCAAGGAAACCCUGCCUUAAAUCCCAAGAGGAAACAAAGCCCAGCUUACAUGAAGGAGGAUGUCAAGGCUUUGGAUACCACCAAGGCUCCUAAGGGCUCUCUGAAGGACAUCUACAAGGUCUUCAAUGGAGAAGGAGAACAGAUUAGGGCCUUCAAGUGUGAGCACUGCCGAGUCCUUUUCCUAGACCAUGUCAUGUACACCAUUCACAUGGGUUGCCAUGGCUACCGGGACCCACUGGAAUGCAACAUCUGUGGCUACAGAAGCCAGGACCGUUACGAGUUUUCAUCACACAUUGUUCGAGGGGAGCACACAUUCCAUUAGGCCUUUUCAUUCCAAAGGGGACCCCUAUGAAGUAACGAACUGCACAUGAAGAAAUACUGCACUUACAAUCCCACCUUCCCUCAGAUGUUGACAUACCUUUUUUAGUUGUUUAAUAUUAUUACUGUCAUUAA
Messenger RNA from Leptonychotes weddellii (Weddell seal), 1737 nucleotides. NCBI's taxonomy places the organism in Eukaryota, Metazoa, Chordata, Mammalia, Carnivora, Phocidae. The record is from RefSeq and is a predicted model, not a curated record.